Messenger RNA from Drosophila novamexicana, 823 nucleotides. RefSeq lists its product as uncharacterized. Bases 186 to 473 code for a protein of 95 amino acids. NCBI's taxonomy places the organism in Eukaryota, Metazoa, Arthropoda, Insecta, Diptera, Drosophilidae. The record is from RefSeq and is a predicted model, not a curated record. The transcript is spliced from 2 exons.
AAAAAGCAAUAGAUCCAGACCAUCUUAGUCUUAGUAUACAAUUUUUAGUAAUGUUGAGAAAGGAAAAACUCUUUUUAAUUACCUGUUGUAUAUAUAGACAUACAUAUGUAAGCUAUAACAGUUUGUCAUAUUCCGAACCACUGUGUGCCAUAAAGCAAAAUAUUUGAUACUCGGAUGCAGACAGGAUGUGGCACAAGCUCUGCACAGCUCACAGCUGGCGUUCCGCUGCUUGCUUGUUGGGCAACACUUUCAUACGGACUGGCGACAGCAGCAUCAGCAGAAGCAGGAGUAAGAGCACCGACAUCAGGGACAGAGGUCAACCGACAUGUGCCCAUGUGCAUGGCCCAGAACAUGUGGGUUGUAGAUUCAUAAUUUAUGAAGGUAAACAAACACUUUUGGCCUCUGGCGAGUUGGGGAUGACCCAAUUGGUGCUGCAGCAUUUGGAGCGGGGCAUUAAAGGAUUUACCAUUUAGGGGGCGUGGCGUGGCUAAGCAUUUUCGGAUUGCCUGUCGGACCGCAGAGUGCAGACGCUCUAGCUGCAAAUUGUGACGAACCGUGGCUUCAAACUUUGGCACAUUCACCAAAUUAGCCAAGUGCUCAGAGCACGAGCACGAGAGCACGAGCGCAGGAACGAGCACAAAAUCCCUUAAUAUUACAAAAUUUAUACAAAAGCAGCAGACAAACUUCACUUAUUUGGCAUAACGAGCUGCACUCAAACUUUUAUGAAAGCGCACUGGGAUUGGGGCAGCAAUCCCCUUUUUAUCCUGCUGGUCCUUGAAUUCGGAUGAGCAUGUGCUCGCCACAGAACGCCUUACGGCGCAUU